CAGGAUAUUCUCAUGGUCAUUCGAACUCACACGCGCGGGGCCUGGACCAGCCUCGGCUAACAGUAGUGUGGUAACCACGACCAAGUACAGUUUUGAGGGGCUUCGUUCCAUUUGCAGGGAUUAAGAAUAGAGUUGCAAGGGCACAGAACUAGCCCCAUUGAAGAUGCAGGCACUAAGAGCAGUCAAAAGCGCCCUGGCAAAACGACCUGUUGUAAGCAAUGUUGUUACUUAUGGAGCUCUUUAUACAGGGGCUGAAUUCUUUCAGCAGACAUUCAACAAUAGGAUUAUGAUUCCAGCAGACUCUCCUCCUGUUCCCUACGACACGGCAACUCUAGCUCGUUAUGGAUUCAUGGGAACCUGUGUCUUUCCUCAUGUUCUCUACCAUGCGUACAAGUUUUUGGAUUCCAAGUUUGUCGGUAAAAGUUUAGCAGUGGUUUUACCAAAGUUGGCAGCAGAUGCUCUCAUAGUUACACCAAUCAAUCUUACCCUAUUCUAUGUUGGAAUGAGUGCCAUGGAAGGAAAAGAGGAUCUCCUAGAGGAAUGGAAGAAAAAGAUUCUACCUACGUUCUUGACUGCAAGUGUAUUCUGGGUUCCUGCUUCUCUCAUCAACUUCAGGUUCCUUCCACCACAAGCUCGAGUUAUAUUUGUUGGUUCUUGUCAAAUAGUUUGGGUAUCAAUCUUGUGCUGGUUCAAACGUCAAGAAUACUAGUCUGAAUAUUCUGUCUAAGGAAUUAACCUGAAAAUUACAGUAGUUGAUAUUUUAGUAUAUUUACAGGUCGGUGUAUGGCUAAUUUAGGUGCUUUCUCUUAUUAAUACUUUUUAUAGUAAGAUUCAACACAAGACUUUACUUGGGAUGUAAUCAUCCAAUUAUAUUAAAAGGCAGUUAUAUUAAAAGGUAUCUUCAGGGACAUCCCAGUAUUAAUGGCAUAAAUUUAGUUAUGUAUACUGCACAACUUUAUCAUAAUAUAAUUCUGGAUGAAUAAAUCUUGUCUAGUAUCUAGACACGAUAUGUGAGCAGUGUGCACUAAUGUAAGUGUAUUCUUGCCUGACAACUAAAAAUUUUACCCAUUGUUGUGUGGGUUUGCAUGUGGGUAUAUGUUUAUUACAUAUAUGUUAACAUAAAAACACAUCUAUAUGGAUACAGACCUUGUCAUAUACAAAUUUACAGUAGCAUAAAAAAAAGUUUCUCAACCUAUUUCAUGAAUGUGAUUAAGCUUUGCUCUGUGCAUGUAGACACCCAUACACACAUUUAAAAACAAGUAUGUAUACCUAAAGAAAGAGAUGUAUAUGUCAGUUUCUUUCCAAUGACUGUUUUUGUAUAAAGUUUGGCAGUAUGUAAACAUUAUUGAUCCAUGACAAUUUUGUGUGUGUACGUGUGUGUCUUUUUCAUUCCAUUUUUUAAUACAAAUUUUAUCCUCAAUUGAAGCAUUUUGAUUUGCACUAUGAAAGAAAUUUACUGGUAUUUUUAGAUGAAUUGCCAAUAGUUUUGAUAGCAUAUUUCUUAAGGUUUAAAACAGGGUAACAUUUUAGAGAAUAAUAGUUAAAAUUGUUAUAUAUGAAUACUGGUGGGGUAAUGCCUUUAUCAACAGUUUCAUGAUCUUGAAGCUAAAGUUAAGGUCUUGCUUAAAACACAUUCCAAUGUAUAUCUUCCGAGUUGUAAUGGAGAUUACUGAAAAUAAAGACAUUCCAAAACAUCUUUGAAGAUGUUUUCAGAAUUUUAGUUAUAAAAAGAAAUUUAUUAAACUUACCAUUCGAGUAAUAAAAUUUAGUUAAACUGUACUUUUAUAUUAGACUUAUCAAAUUUGAUUAUGCCUACAUGUUUCAUUAUUUGUAUGGAUUUGUUUACUUAGAUAUGCAAGCAUUUGAUAGUGUAAAUAUUCAUACUUUUUAAGGCAGAAAUCAAUGUAAAAAAUAUGAAAAGAAGCUAUCUUGAUUGUGUUUGUGAAUAAUAAUUUGCUUAUUCCUUUGAUGUGUAUUAUAAUUUCACUUAUUCAAUGAAGUUAUCCUACAACCCUGAUUGUAUGUAAAGAAUCAUUUAGUACUAAAUUAUGUAUAAAAUGUAAUUCAUACCUUCCAAAUAAAGAUUGUUUUUAUGUAUAUUUUUAAACAAUACUUUGACAUGUAUAGUACCAGUUCUUUGUUCCACUCUCCAACAUUGUCUGCCAAUAAACCAUUUGACAUUAA
Messenger RNA from Penaeus vannamei (Pacific white shrimp), 2184 nucleotides. RefSeq names its product mpv17-like protein. Lineage: Eukaryota; Metazoa; Arthropoda; Malacostraca; Decapoda; Penaeidae. Gene Ontology annotation, cellular component: mitochondrion; membrane; cytoplasm. Gene Ontology annotation, biological process: cellular response to reactive oxygen species. The record is from RefSeq and is a predicted model, not a curated record.